CAUCCGAAGAAGAGUACGAGGAGAGGAGAAAAUGGAUGUUCGUCCAUGUCGUUCUUCGUCGUCCUCCGGUUCGUCUUCCUCAUCCAAGCUAUGGAUCGUGCAGGGUAUUGUAGCCAGUGCUGUCAUUGUCGCCGGUCUCGCCGCUCGAACUUAUCUCGGCGGAUCCAGAAAGUUUAGGAGCCGCGUCGUGGGUAUUAUUCCCGCUCGUUUCGCAUCUUCACGCUUCCCCGGCAAGCCACUCGUUCAAAUCCUGGGGAAACCCAUGAUCCAGAGAACUUGGGAGAGGGCUAAACUUUCAACUUGUCUGAAUCAUGUAGUUGUGGCAACGGAUGAUGAGAAGAUAGCAGAAUGCUGCCGAGGGUUUGGUGCUGAUGUUAUAAUGACUUCAGAAUCCUGUCGCAAUGGAACUGAACGUUGCAAUGAAGCUCUGCAAAAGCUACAGCAAAAAUAUGACGUUGUUGUCAAUAUUCAGGGAGACGAGCCUUUGAUUGAACCCGGGAUAAUUGAUGGAAUUGUCAAAGCUUUGCAGGCAGCUCCAGAUGCAGUGUUUAGCACCGCUGUUACAGCUUUGAAACCUGAAGAUGCAUUUGAUCCGAACCGUGUAAAAUGUGUGGUGGAUAACAAAGGUUAUGCCAUCUAUUUUUCCAGAGGGCUGAUUCCUUAUAAUAAAUCAGGAGCAGUCAAUCCGCGGUAUCCAUAUUUGCUACACCUUGGUAUUCAGAGUUAUGAUACCAAGUUUCUGAAGUUGUACCCAGCACUUCCACCUACUCCUCUGCAGCUAGAAGAAGAUCUUGAACAGCUUAAAGUUCUUGAGAAUGGUUACAAAAUGAAGGUAAUAAAGGUUGAUCACGAAGCUCACGGUGUUGAUGCCCCUGAAGACGUUGAGAAGAUUGAAGCUCUGAUGCGUGAGCACUUGUCCUAGCUUGGUACUAGUAUAUUGAGAUGAAAGAAUUCAUAAACAUCAUACUUGUUUAGUUUUACAAAUCCGAAUGGAGCUGUAAAUGCAGAUAGCUGAGGUACAUGUUCCAUGCCUUCCUUACGGUCCUUCCCUCUCCCUUUCCUUAUCAAAGCAAAGUCGGAUUCUUUUCAUUCUUGACACCUUCGCAUUGCACUUUUGUGCUAGGGUCAUAAUACCUUAGGCUGUAAAGAUUGACUGGAGGUAGCAAGAUACAGAAUGGAGGGGAACUAGGCAUCUUUUAUAAUUUAUCUUUACAGCAUACUGUUCUACGUGGAGUUGUGUUUGAUUUCUGCAAGGGAGCUGGUCUGUAAUCUGUACGCUGUUUUACACUAUUGAUUGAGCAGUCAGCUGUUUAAAAGUUCAUGGAUCUGAUUGCCUGCUUUUGGUCACCACCCGUGACUGCAACUUCUACUCUUUGGCCCUACUUUUUCAUGAUCUCUCUCUUUUAUUCCAUUUCAUCCUUUCGUGUUCUAGUAUUAUUUGAUGGAAAUGAUUGUUUUUGGUUUUGGUUUUAUUGCCAGCCGAGAGGGGCAAAAAACAAAGGGGACCCCUUCUAUGUAGGGACUAGGGAGGAGCGGUAACGACUGAUUUGGCACAAAUGCAUAUUUUAGACUGUUGGAAGAUCGAGCACGUCGUGGUCAUGAGUCAUGA
This is a messenger RNA of Linum tenue, 1609 nucleotides long. Lineage: Eukaryota; Viridiplantae; Streptophyta; Magnoliopsida; Malpighiales; Linaceae. The record is from the annotation of a GenBank genome assembly.